Molecule: messenger RNA, 3453 nt
Organism: Diachasmimorpha longicaudata
Lineage: Eukaryota; Metazoa; Arthropoda; Insecta; Hymenoptera; Braconidae
Product: protein HID1
Exons: 8
Coding region: 302-2644 (780 amino acids)
Cellular component (GO): Golgi medial cisterna; Golgi trans cisterna; membrane
Source: RefSeq, a predicted model, not a curated record
UCUAUUUAUUUUUGCUCUCAUUUCAUCGAUGUUUUUUUUACUUUUUCGUGCGCCCUUAGACCUCUCGAAUGUCCUGACGUCACUGCGACGCCAAACGUCAAAUUACUGUGGAAUAUCGAGCGGAUUUCAGAUGGCAAUGCCACGACGUGUCCCCACGAGCAUCGAUUGUUGACUUUUUACAUUUUUAUAUCGUCAACAACAAUUGAAACAACCGGUUCAUAUUUUUUUAUGUGUAAUCAACUUUGUUAUUUCCUAAAAUUCAGCAAUUUAGUGAGUUAGUGGAAGAUAAUUAUCAAGAGUGAUGGGGAAUGCUGAUACUAAACUCAACUUUCGGAAGGCUGUUGUCCAGCUGACAUCAAAAACUCAAGUAAUUGACGCUAGUGAUGAUAACUUCUGGGAUCAGUUUUGGUCGGAGAAUGUCUCGUGUGUGCAAGACAUCUUCACACUGAUCCCAGCAGCAGAAAUAAGGGUUCUGAGGGAGGAAGCGCCAGCAAACUUGGCAACUUUAUGUUAUAAAGCAGUGGAGAAGCUGGUAAAGGCUGUGGACAAUAGCUGUAGGACCCAGAGGGAGCAUCAGACCGUCCUCAACUGUUGCAGACUAUUGACGAGACUUUUACCUUAUAUUUUCGAAGAUCCUGACUGGAAGGGGUUCUUCUGGUCGAGUUUACCUGGGAAAGAGGAAGAGGACGAGAGUGUGCCCUUGGCACAUUCAUUACUGAAUGCCAUAUGUGAUUUACUGUUCUGCCCUGACUUUACUGUUGCUUCCGGAAGGAAAUCUGGACCAGACAAAGCAGAAGAGUUACAAUCAAUCGACAGUUGCGAGUACAUAUGGGAGGCGGGGGUUGGUUUUGCUCACUCACCACCUCGUCAUCUGGUCCUCGAUGCCAACAGAACGGAACUCCUCAAGCUCCUUCUUACGUGCUUCAGUGAAACAAUGUACAAUCCCCCAAGUGAUCUAUCGAUAACGCCAAAUCGAUGGAUCCAACAUCUCACGAGUCCUGAGAAUCGACACGCAUUGCCCAUGUUUACCUCAUUAUUGAAUACUGUUUCCGCUUAUAAUCCAGUUGGACUCGGUGUUCCCUACAAUCAUCUUCUCUUCACUGAUUCCAUGGAGCCUUUGGUCGACAUUGCACUGCAAAUUCUCAUCGUCACCUUGGAUCACGACACCAGUGGAAAUGCUGCCAACUGCGAGGAGUCGGGAAUCAGUGGAGAUAAUUUAUUCAUCAACUAUUUGAGCCGAAUUCACAGAGAUGAAGACUUUCAAUUCGUGUUGCGAGGUAUCACGAGACUCCUGAAUAAUCCCCUGACCCAAACAUACCUUCCAAACUCCACAAAGAAGGUCCACUUUCAUCAAGAACUGUUAGUAUUCUUCUGGAAAAUGUGUGAUUAUAACAAAAAAUUUUUGUACUACGUUCUAAAGAGUUCUGAUGUUCUGGAAGUACUGGUGCCUAUUUUAUAUCAUCUGAAUGACUCCCGAGCUGAUCAAUCACGAGUGGGUUUAAUGCAUAUCGGUGUUUUCAUUCUCCUUUUACUAUCUGGAGAGCGAAAUUUUGGAGUCAGAUUGAAUAAACCAUAUACUGCAACCGUGCCCAUGGAUAUUCCCGUGUUCACAGGUACACAUGCGGAUCUCCUUGUAACAGUGUUCCACAAGAUAAUCACCACUGGACACCAAAGACUUCAGCCCCUCUUCGACUGUUUGUUAACGAUUCUCGUUAACGUCUCGCCCUACCUAAAAACACUUUCCAUGGUAGCCAGUACCAAACUCCUGCAUUUACUCGAGGCAUUUAGCACACCCUGGUUUUUAUUCUCCGCCCCCACGAAUCAUCAUCUGGUAUUUUUUCUACUGGAAAUAUUCAACAACAUCAUUCAGUAUCAAUUCGACGGCAACAGCAAUUUGGUUUACACGAUAAUCCGUAAACGUCAAGUGUUCCAUGCCCUCGCGAAUCUCCCGAUUGACUGCAGUACUAUAGCGAAAUCCCUGAGCAAACGUCAACGAAAGCAGAUCCCAUCGACGAGUGUCUCUACUGAGAACGUCAGCGAGGCUGCAAUGGAGGGAUCCCAUCCAGCUCAACCAGCUGAGCCGGGGACAUUGAAAGCGACACUUUUGGAGACCCCUGGGAUCGAAAACAUGACUGAGAAGGAGUCUGCACAUCCUCUGAGCCCGUCAAUCGAUGUUAACAUCAGUAAAUCGGUCGGUGAGGCCAAUGGGAAGGAUGAGGAAGAGGCGGAAGAUAAGCCAACGCAGAAAUCAAUCGUUCCUAAAAGUGGAAUUCGUGUGACUGAUGAGGUUGUGAGUCCCAACAAUCAAUGGGUACCCACAGGUGAUUGGGUAUAUCAAUGGAAGUCAAAAUUGCCUCUACAAACAAUCAUGAGAUUACUUCAAGUACUCGUACCUCAAGUGGAGAAAAUUUGUAUUGACAAGGGCUUAACCGAUGAAAGUGAGAUUUUAAAAUUCCUACAACAUGGAACACUGGUCGGUCUUCUGCCUGUUCCCCAUCCAAUACUAAUCCGUCGAUACCAGGCCAAUGCUGGGACGACAGCCUGGUUUCGCACCUACAUGUGGGGGGUAAUUUACCUCAGAAACGUCGAGCCUCCAAUUUGGUACGACACAGAUGUGAAACUCUUCGAAAUUCAAAGAGUCUAGAACACACACAAACAUCCCAAAUAUGCGCAUACGUAUGAAAAAGAAGAAAAAUUUUAUUCGCCUGAUACAUGGAUCUGUACAGUUUUAAUUAUGCAAUUCAAUAAUUAAUCACAUCACAGUGAUCAGAGAAAAUAAAUAUAGAAUUAAAUUAAGUUAUCGAAUGAGGAAAAAUGAUUUCGCUUUUCCUAUUUCGUUGCACCGAGAUGUCGUGAAGUGAAAGGGACAAGUUCAACGAUUCCAUACAGAUUAUUGUGGUAUCUCUAGCUUAGUGUGCCCAGAGAACAAUUGCAAAUGGGAAUUGAAUAAAUUCUAUCAGCUAAUUCACUGUUGACAUGCUGGAUCGCUUUCUGUAUCGGACUAUAUCUUGUAAAAAAAAUUUGCUCGUACUUUUCAAUAAAUAUUUUCAUCCCAGAGAUAUUGGUAAAAUAACUUGCUAUCUUUCACUUCAUGAGUCAUUUUUUUUCUUAAUGUAUGAGUGUUGAUUUGAGACAUCUUUUGUAAUGCUUUAAUUAGUUGAGAUACCCUGGUUCGAAAAAAAAUUAAUCAAUUGUACAGUUUUAAGUAGAAACAAAUGAAUUAGCAGAAUUUUCCAACGAAAUAAUCCUUUGCGAGACUAAAAUAAAUUUAAUAAAUUUUCCAUGUUGUAAUUACCGAUUUUUUUAUUAGGGUAUCUUCAAGGUAGUUGUACUGCCAAAGUUCAGUUGAACAACUGCUUCAUAUUUACAUAAAUGAUUAAACAAUAGCUGGGCUUAAAUACUUGUUACUUAAGAGUUGUGCAAUUGUAAGAAAUAUAAAUUUUUGUUUGUGAA